Messenger RNA from Fusarium keratoplasticum, 825 nucleotides. RefSeq lists its product as uncharacterized. The record is from RefSeq and is a predicted model, not a curated record. NCBI's taxonomy places the organism in Eukaryota, Fungi, Ascomycota, Sordariomycetes, Hypocreales, Nectriaceae. The coding region runs from base 1 to 825 and encodes 274 amino acids. The transcript is spliced from 3 exons.
AUGUUUGACAGCGACUCUGACUGGGGCUCCCUGUUCCUAGAUAACCUCCUGCAGCCUGCCCAAGACCUUCUGCACAACUCAACAUCACCAAGCUCGCAAGGCACCAAGAGAAGACGUGAUGUCCCUGAGGAGGGAGAGUCUUCGGUACAUCUGGCGAGCGAAAGAAAGAGAUCGAGAGUCGACAUUUUUUUCAGCUGCCCCUACCGCCGUCGAAACCCUCGAGUGUUUAACGUCCGCGACUUUCCUACAUGCUCCCACCACUCCUUUUCUAGCAUCACUCUCGUCAAACGCCAUGUGACGUCGGCACACCAGGCCAAGGACUUCACUUUCCAGUGCGGAACGUGCAGUGCUUGGUUUCCUACGAAAAAGGCCUUGGGCAGCCACUCCAACCACCAGAGCUGCUCCAGUCUCCCCCUUCCCGUCGUUGAUGACUACGACAAGGGCAUCACAGAGGAAAUGGAGAGCAAACUGCGGGAUCGCCGGGGCAAAAACAAGGUGCUGGAAUGGGAAGGCUUGUGGCGCACCAUCUUCCCCACCAGCCAAGUCAUCGUCACCCCUGACUUUGCUCCAGUCAUUGAACAUGACGAAGGUAGAGAGCGUUUCUACCAAGGGCUGUCGGAGCUGCAACCCAGCAUGAUCUUCGAGGUACAGGGCAUUUUAUUCAAGGCCCUUGAGAUUCAUCCAGUUGAAGUUGUGCGCGAGCUCGAUGGCCUAGUCAAAGUGCUCUCUUCACCAGCCCAGAGGAUGUUGAACUCGGAAAGUGAAGCCAUCCCUGAUGAGGAGUCGGUGACACUAUCCUGGGAAACCACGCCCAAUGCUUUGUGA